This is a messenger RNA of Orbilia oligospora ATCC 24927, 2601 nucleotides long. RefSeq lists its product as uncharacterized. The record is from RefSeq and is a predicted model, not a curated record. The coding region runs from base 1 to 2601 and encodes 866 amino acids. Lineage: Eukaryota; Fungi; Ascomycota; Orbiliomycetes; Orbiliales; Orbiliaceae. The transcript has a single exon.
AUGACUCCAGACAAGGCUUCCCAACUAACACUCUGCCAACAACUCCAUAGGAUCCCCUAUUAUCCCGCCGAAGUUCUGAGCCGCAGCCAGGACUUCAACCCUUACAUCUCGAUGUCUAAGAAAAGUCGCAAGAUGAUUUCCCAUCCGGACGAUAGUGAUGACGGCCUCCUAGGCGAGAGCACUUACGAAAUACUGUCAGACCUCUCUAUUCCAAGUCACUCGGAUGACGACGACGAUGACCUCUCGUCCCUCGCCUCCUUAGCUGAAGACACUGCCGAUGAAGACGAAGAAGGCGAGGGUGACGAGCAGGAAUUCCUUUUCCCAAGUCCUAAUUCCGAAGUUCCAAAGGAAAGUCCCAACGAGGAUCUUCAGAGCUCGACAUAUCCCGAGUCUGUUCCUGAUGUUCCCGAUACCUUCGAGUCUGCCGGUAUACCCUCUUAUACCGGCUUGGACCAGCACGAGCCUCCUACCGUCCACAAUGUCGUCAGUGAGGAAUCGCUCAGCGAUGUUACCAUCCGUUUCGAUGAAAAACCCGUGCCCUUGGGACCUCAGUUUACAUUAGCUCAUGAUCUUCAAGAGUUUACCGGAGAAGAGUUUAAGGAAGUCCUGGCUAGUUCCUCUGCUCCCGAGGAUGUAAAGAACUUAUAUUCUCUUCUUCGGUGUUCGUUAGCAGUUGACCCACUCAGCGUCAAGGACACUUUCCGUGUCCUCUACGUCGGUGAUGAGUCAGCUAAAGACGAAAUCUUCAGGAAAAUCGGGGCCGCUUUGGUUGUAUCGACGUCCUACGAAAGCCUUGAAGAUUCCAAAUCUUCGGCCCGAUUCAACGUGGUCCCUGUGACAUCAUUUGGGAACUCUGCCUCGACACCGGACGUCGAACUCGUCGAGUCGUUCGGGUUAGAAAUGGCGGUGGAUACCUGUGCCUUUGCUUACCCCUCAAACGAUGACACGGAUCUCGACACAUUGUCUCUAGUUAUCAAACCAAGGAUGCUUGUUCGCUCACGUAAGGCUGGGGCCGGCUACAAGCUCGACAAGUUGGAGGCUCCGGGCUGGAGACUCCCCGAUCUUGCCAUCUUUUAUUGUGAAGCUAGUGAUGAUGCUCGUCAACGUGCAACUCGAUCUUGUGCCCGUUCCUUCCUUUCACGCCACGGCGUCCCUUUCAUUUUCAUUUCCGAUAAGAAGCUUUACAAAUCGACCGAAGAAUUCGAUAUCGACUUUCAUGCCCUCCAUAUAGCUAUCGAAACGCGUAAGAGGACCGAGGACGGCAAGAGGCUACGAGAAGUUUACAAAGAGCUUCCGGUAGAUAUGCAUAGCUUUAUCAAUGUUGAUGUCCAACAGCUCAGCAGGAAUUUGGCAAUCAUUGUUAAACAGAGGGACGAGGACGAAGACCGUUCAAUGGUGAAGAGCAUGACGAUUUGGGAUAAGUUUCAAGAAAUCAUCGAAGCCUUCGAAGGGAGGACACAAGAUCAGGCCUUCAACGUUGGUAUUGUUAUCGUGGCUGGAUUGAUACUCAGCACUAUCUGCUUGGCCCUCUCUGUUGUCUUCGUUUCUUUCUUGAAACCUUCUAAUAUUCAGCUGGAAACCUCUACUGCAUUGAUAUCGCCGAUUCAAAACUCCCUCACAUCGAAGUCUCAAAUUUCCACGAGCUUGAGCGUAUACACUUCGACAUCUACCACAAGCCUUUCUGUAACGAAGAGCAAGUCACCAUCUACCACUUCGGCAAAGCUUAAGAGCUCCACAUCCUCCCCUCCAAAAGUCUUACCUCGGGUUCCUUCCAGUAUCAUGACUGCUGGUAUCAAAUCGUUGAGUGUUACUGACAUUCCAUCGCUCCCCGCCAAUGAGUCAAAUGAGUUUGCUAUGUAUACCAUCAGCGACGGUCAUAUCGUUCUUCGAGCACCCACAAAGUUCGCAUCUCUAAGAUGGCAUCCGAAGUUGAUUGUCCACGUCAAGAGAAAGAACCAUACCGUCCCGGUUGAGGUUGUUACACUUUUCCGUGGCGUCUAUGCCGUCAAGAUGGACUUGAGUGAGGCUUGGGGUGUUUUGAACAUCACAGUCAAAACGGAGAAUAAGCCAAUCAUCAACCAGUCAUUCAUCCUCGACCUUGGAAACCCAUGGUUGAGCACAAUGGCUUGGAAAAGAUCAAUGCUCGCCACAUCUUCAGACUUACGAAAGGCUGUCAACAAGGCAUCAUCAAAGGCAAACGUUUACGCCCAAAAGAUCCAGGAGACCAGCAAGCAGCAAAUCAACAUCUGCAAGAAGGAGGUGAGGUAUUUGCAAACGGAAGCCGUUAAGUUGCAGCAAGAACUUUCCAAGCAGUCCAAGGUUGCAAAGAAGACGGUCGAAUCUCAACUCAGGCUUUGGAGGAACGGGUUCGACGAUUUGAAAAUCGAUAAUUAUUUCGACCGGAAGUCCCUCAAGAAGUAUGAAGACCAGCUUAAGCAGCAGGUCAAAAAGGCUCGCAAGAACGCCAGUAGGCUUUGGGUUCGUACCAGAGCCUCUAAGAGAAUCGCUAAGAAGCGGGCGCUAAAGGUCUCGAAGAACUCGGUCUCCUGUGGGAAGAAGGGGAAGAAGGGAAAAACUGGGAAGUGUAAGAACAGCAGAUAG